This is a messenger RNA of Exserohilum turcica Et28A, 4011 nucleotides long. RefSeq lists its product as uncharacterized. Gene Ontology annotation, molecular function: protein binding. Gene Ontology annotation, cellular component: RZZ complex. The transcript has 3 exons. The record is from RefSeq and is a predicted model, not a curated record. Gene Ontology annotation, biological process: endoplasmic reticulum to Golgi vesicle-mediated transport; mitotic spindle assembly checkpoint signaling; ribosome biogenesis. Bases 74 to 3916 code for a protein of 1280 amino acids. NCBI's taxonomy places the organism in Eukaryota, Fungi, Ascomycota, Dothideomycetes, Pleosporales, Pleosporaceae.
GCGGCUGCUCCACGACUUGACACGUCUCACGCCCUCUUUUCCUAUCGGCAUGACCGUCGCCUGCUAACCCCAAAUGCCUUUGCCAGUGUCCGACGAGCAGCUGGGCGAUGCGCUUCUUCAAUCGGCCCAGCAUGGCGCGUUCCCCCAAGACGAACAAGUGGCUUCUGCCCCCGUGCCAUCCAGCGCGCUUCCCAAGAUACUAGAGGUCGUGGAAAAAGCCAGAGAGGACACCAGAAACGAAGUCCGCGCGCUCUCUCGAGAAGCCGCAUCCGACGUCGACGGCUGGAUUGCACAGGCGCGCAAGCUGCAGCAUGAUAUCAAGCGCUCACAAGAUACGGCCAAGGAGAUUGUGCAGCAGGCAGAAGCAGGCAAGGAGAUCACAGCACGCGUGCAGGAUGCUGCAGGCAAGGUUAGCCUACUGCACACCGAAAUUGCCUACAAUGAGAGCCUGGCACAGGCUGUGGAGCAGCUGCGAGACAUUUCCACACUGCUAGAUUCGGCUCAAAACGCAGCUGUAAAUGGCCAUGUCCUGCACGCCAUCGGCACCCUUGAAGACGCAGAUGGCGCCUUCACAAGGCUCGGUCCUUUUGCGACUACGAGAGUAGUGGGUGUGCUCAGGAACAAGCAAGAGCAGCUGAAAAAAGCCAUUGUAGAGACUGUGACAGACUCGUGGCAUGGCCUGAUAUCAGUUGACAGCACUAAUCACAAAAUCUCACUGCACCAGUCAAUCGAACGAGAAGCCAAAGUCGAUAUCGAUACAACCGUUGAAGCCCUUACAAAGCUGGGCCUGCUUGACAACCUCAUCAAUCGCCUGAGUCGCGAUCUCGACAGAAUCAUAAUCUCCCCCCGUCUUGCCAUGGGCACCGACCGCGUUGUGUCCGCAUUCAAAAUUGAACGAGACGACAUACAACGCGCAGGCCCAGUAAACGAUGGACGUGUCAAAGCUACGUUGGAAGAUAUUCAUUUGAUCGCCGAGUACCUGAGCACACGCUUGCCGCCCAGUAUUGCAAUUCCGCUAUCACACAAGAUUGUCCCGAUUAUCGCGUCCCGUCUGAUUCACAACCAACUCUUGCCUGCUGUACCACUUUCGACAGAGGGGAUCCCGCAAUUCCAAGAAUCGCUUUCAUACAUAUUAGGUCUUGUGGAAUAUCUAGAUGAGCUUGAAUGGUCUGGUCAGAGCCGCCUGACAGAGUGGGUCGAUAAGUCUGCCGAAAUAUGGCUGGCCAAGCAGAAAGAGGCUGCCAUUGCCAAGGUUCAAUCCAUGUUUCCAAAGAAGGUGCUCGAGAAGAAGACUGUGGAGAGGGUCGAGACGGAGAUGGUAUCAAAAGGGGACGCACUACAUGAUGGCGACGACCAAGGGGAUGAUUGGACUGCAGACUGGGACGAGGAAGACGAGUCUACCAAAGAGACAGAGACAAAGGCGCAAAAAGAGAUGGUAGAAGAGGAGGACCUGAGCGCAUGGGGCGAUGAGGUCGGUUUGGGCGACGAGGAACAAAAGGAAGAGAAAAAAGAGGACAAGUCAACCGAUGCUGAAGACGCUGAAGAUUGGGGUGCUGAUUGGGAUGAGGAAACAGAGACUAAGCAAGCUGUCCCGCCGAAUGACACCGCCAAAUCACCAAAAUCACCGAGUAAAAAUGGGACACCGGCACAGCAGAAAGCGCCCACACAGCAGGAGGUGACACUGCGCGAAACAUAUACUGUUACGGCAAUCCCAGAUGCAAUCAUGGACAUCAUUUUGCAGGUUCUCGGAGAUGUAGAGACACUCAACUCGGCCGAUCUUGUCAAAUCAGCCAUUGCCCCUGCCAGCGGAGGCCUGUAUGCCAUCCCAAGUCUUUUGCUCGCAAUGUAUCGAGCCACUGCUCCUAUGCAUUACUCCAAGGAUAUUGCGGGCAACAUGCUCAUCUACAAUGACUGCCAACGUCUAUCCGAUCGAUUGCGGCUGUUCAUACAAGAACAAACGGAAAAGGACAUAUCGUCUACAUUGCCGCAUCAUCUCCAACCUUCUAAGCGCCUGAAACCGUUGCUUGAAGCCGAUAUCAAAACUAUAGAUGGAUUCGGCAAGCGUGCGUAUGGGCGUGAGAUGGAGUCGCAGAGACAGAUAAUAAGGGAUCACCUGGAGGGUGCACAAGGUUUCCAAGACUGUACCAACGUCCCUUUCGCCACGGUCUGUGACGAUGCCAUCGCCACCACCAUCGAUAGGAUAGGAGAUGUGAAGCGACAAUGGCAAAACGUCCUUUCACACAGCGCUCUACUCCAGUCGCUCGGUUCCUUGGUGUCGGCGGCACUGACAAAGUUUAUCAAUGACGUUGAGGACAAAUCAGACAUUGCAGAGGAUGAGUCUCGAAAGCUACACGGGUACUGUGUUUCGCUCUCCACAUUGGCUCAGCACUUCCAGACUCCGGAUGACAAUGGAGAGGUGAGGGAUAUGGCUGGUAUCUAUUCACCAAACUGGUUCAAGUUCCAGUACCUCAGUGAAAUUCUGGACAGCAGCCUUGCGGACAUCAAGUACUUCUGGACGGAUGGAGAACUGAAGCUGGAAAUGCAGGCUGAAGAGGUGAUUGGCUUGAUUGAAGCAUUGUUUGCGCCUAGCGAUCAUCGGAGGAGAGCUAUUGCAGAGAUUAGAAGGACCACUUUAACGCGCCACAAGCUCUCAACACUGGUAAAUGAGCUGCUACACCGUGGAGACGAGAACCGCAUUCCGUUCGACAUCCUUAUCAAUGGCGAAUUCCUGCGCACAACCAUUGACCAGUUUCUUACAAAGAACGGUAUCAAUGCCGAGGCGACGCUCGAUGUCGAGUACACGAGGGCGCUGGUGCCACCACUGAAUGUUACCAGCUUUGAACACGACGACUGGGUUUCUGCGGUUGAUGUCCUGUCGGGAGUGCAAAGUGGGCAAGAGAGGAUAUUAAGUGCAAGUUAUGACGGGCUGUUGAGAGUGUGGAACACUUCGGGAGAUGUUUUGGCGACAUCCGAAGCCCCGAACAACGGAGGUCGCAUCACCAGCUUGAAGACGGCCAAGUGGUUGUCUGAGAAGAAAAUGGUGGCCGCUGGUCUGGACAACACUGUGCGUGUGUACAGGUAUGACGACGAUACGCGAACCAUCACAACCGCCUUGGAGCUCUUCAACCAUCGCUGGGGCGUAGAAGACGUUGCGGUUCACGCGCCUUCAAACCGCAUCCUUUCUGCAUCUUCAGACACAACCAUCUCGCUCUUCUCAAGCAACGCAAAGGAAAACCCCGUUGCGCCAUCAAACCUACUUCCAGACUCGACCGUCGCCUCGAACAAGCGACAAAAGCUCUCGAAACCAGAUCGCACAGUGCCUGCUCGAGGCGCAUUGGCUACCUUCACCGGCCACACGUCGCCAGUCUCCAGCGUCAUCUUCAAGCCCGACGACGCCACCGUCGCAUACUCUGCCUCGCACGACCACACGCUCAAGACUUGGGAUCUCCCCACAUCGACAUGCGUCGACACGCGAACCACAGGCCACUCCCUCCUCUCUCUAUGCGCCGUCCCCUCGCGGAAUCUCCUGGCAACCGGCACAUCAGCGCGCCACAUCACUCUGGUCGACCCGCGCGCGUCCGCCACGCAAAUCAGCGUCAUGACGCUGCGCGGCCACAAGAACGGCGUGGUAUCCCUCGCCACGGACCCCUCGUCCGAACACAACCUCGUGUCUGCCUCGCACGACGGCACCCUCCAGAUAUGGGAUCUCAGAAACGUCACGGCUGCCGGCCAUGUUGGCGAGGGCUUGACCGGCGAAAGCGUAUACACCAUCUACCGCCACUCGCGCGACGGCGACGCCACAAAGAGCCAUGGUGACGGCGCAAAGGUGUUUAGCGUCUGCUGGGACCGUACCGUCGGAAUCGUGUCUGGUGGCGAGGACAAGCGCGUGCAGAUUAACCGUGCUAUUGGCUCAUGAGCGUAAAGGUAACCACAUAGCAGUAGUAGUAGUAGUAGCAGUGAUGGUGGUGUUCAAGGCGCAUGUUUUCAGAUACCAGAUUGGGUCAGGCAACC